AUGGGGAAGUUGCCAGAGCGACGCAGUCGACGCUUGAAAGUGGGCCGAUGCACUUCCCAAAAGCCCAUUGUGAAACGAGACCGCUGGCCGUAUUUGCCCAAUUGGAUUGCCCUGUAUGCUGAACGAGGUUCGAUGCCCAAGUGCUGGGAGGGACAUCGACUCCAUCGAGAGCACUGCAGGAAAAGCCAUCCGAAUUGUACGUACUGUGAAGCUGGCGCAAAGCUUCGAUCGAAUGUACUGGUCUGUCGAAAAUGUCCAUGGUGGUUGAUCUGUUCACAAUGCGCCAGUCGCCCGCGGCUGCCGAGCCUGAGGCUGGACCCUCUCUUCUUCGGUCCACAUACGCCGCGGCUCUUACCAUCCAUGGAAAGCGUGGCGGAUGGGAGUCGUGGAAGUCUCAUCAUUUGCCCUGGUGGGAAUUACCAGUUCCUGGUGCCUCAUGAGGGUCUGCCUGUGGCAGAGUUCUUCGCGAAGCAGGGCUUUCGCGCCAUGGUCUUGCGAUAUCGGCUGCUGCCCAAGUACGACUUUGACGACAUGCAGCAGGACCUUGUCUCGGCUGCUGCCAUGCUGUGA
Cladocopium goreaui is the source of this 570-nucleotide messenger RNA. The record is from the annotation of a GenBank genome assembly. Lineage: Eukaryota; Dinophyceae; Suessiales; Symbiodiniaceae.